UUAAAAAAGCAGAGGUCACCUUUGUUUUUCAAAGCAAUCAUGGACACAAUUCUCCAGCACCUGUUUUCUUCUGAGGAGGAAGAACUUUAUAUUCUGGACUGUUUAUCGUACCUCAUGAUGCUCAUGGCGUUGGUGACGUUUCUGGCGUUGCUCUUUGAGAACGUGCCUUAUGGGAGAUACUCGGACAGGAGAUAUGGAUUCCCAGUGAGUGUCAGAGUCGCUUGGUUUAUUCAGGAGCUGCCUGCUUUAGUCGUGCCUUUGGCUUUAGUGUUGUGGACUUCAGCAUCCAAGACAGUGCAUCUGCCGAACCAGCUGCUUCUAGCCAUGUAUUUUUGCCAUUAUAUUCAAAGGUCUCUCAUUUAUCCGUUUUUAAUCCGAGGAGGGAAACCCACACCGUUUGCUUCCUUUGCCCUGGCGUUUGUUUUCUGCAUCUAUAAUGGCUAUCUGCAGGUCAGAUACCUGAGCCACUACGCAGAGUUCCCCUCUGACUGGGUUACACAUCCCUGCUUCAUCACAGGGUCCUGUCUGUGGCUCUUUGGAUGGAUAAUUAAUAUUCACUCUGAUCAUAUUCUGAGGAACCUGCGCGCUCCUGGAGAAACAGGAUAUAAGAUUCCAAGAGGUGGAAUGUUUUGGUACGUUUCAGGCGCUAACUUUUUGGGUGAGAUUCUGGAAUGGGCCGGAUUUGCUCUUGCUGGUCACUCGAUCCACAGUGCGGCCUUCGCUUUCUUCACCUGCAUCGUCCUCUCCAGCAGAGCAGUAGCUCACCACAAGUGGUAUCUGACGAAAUUUGAGGAUUACCCCAAAUCAAGAAAAGCUCUGAUUCCAUUUGUGUUUUGAUAGUAAUCAUGUUGCCAUGUUGCUGUUGCUAUCAUGUACACUGAAUAACAUGUGGGAAACAUUGUCAGUGUUUUUAUUCACUCAUUGUGUUGUGAAUUUAAUAUGACAAACUGUGAAAUCUA
This is a messenger RNA of Colossoma macropomum (tambaqui), 959 nucleotides long. RefSeq names its product steroid-5-alpha-reductase, alpha polypeptide 1 (3-oxo-5 alpha-steroid delta 4-dehydrogenase alpha 1) (gene srd5a1). Gene Ontology annotation, biological process: steroid biosynthetic process. Gene Ontology annotation, cellular component: membrane. Lineage: Eukaryota; Metazoa; Chordata; Actinopteri; Characiformes; Serrasalmidae. The record is from RefSeq and is a predicted model, not a curated record. The coding region runs from base 40 to 837 and encodes 265 amino acids. The transcript has 5 exons. Gene Ontology annotation, molecular function: 3-oxo-5-alpha-steroid 4-dehydrogenase activity.